This is a messenger RNA of Chinchilla lanigera (long-tailed chinchilla), 2480 nucleotides long. RefSeq names its product copine III (gene Cpne3). Gene Ontology annotation, biological process: cellular response to calcium ion; ERBB2 signaling pathway. Lineage: Eukaryota; Metazoa; Chordata; Mammalia; Rodentia; Chinchillidae. Gene Ontology annotation, cellular component: plasma membrane. Gene Ontology annotation, molecular function: receptor tyrosine kinase binding; calcium-dependent phospholipid binding. The record is from RefSeq and is a predicted model, not a curated record.
AGCUCAAGAGAUGGCUGCACAAUGUGUCACGAAGGUGGAGCUGAAUGUUUCCUGUACCAAUCUUUUGGAUUUUGAUGUAACGUCAAAGUCAGACCCUCUGUGUGUGCUGUUUUUGAACACAAGUGGUCAGCAGUGGUAUGAGGUUGAACGCACUGAAAGGAUUAAGAACUGUUUGAAUCCCCAAUUUUCCAAGACAUUCAUUAUUGAUUACUACUUUGAAGUGGUUCAGAAAUUGAAAUUUGGGAUUUAUGACAUUGACAACAAGACUAUUGAGCUGAGCGAUGAUGACUUCCUAGGAGAAUGUGAAUGUACCCUUGGACAAAUUGUUUCCAGUAAGAAGCUAACUCGACCACUGGUACUUAAAAAUGGCAAACCUGCUGGGAAAGGGAGCAUUACGGAUCUGUUUGGAAAGUCAGACCCUUAUCUGGAGUUUCAUAAGCAGACAUCUGAUGGAAACUGGCUGAUGGUUCAUCGGACAGAGGUUAUUAAGAACAACUUGAAUCCUGUUUGGAAGCCUUUUAAAAUCUCUCUUAAUUCCCUCUGUUAUGGAGAUAUGGACAAAACCAUUAAGGUAGAGUGUUAUGAUUAUGACAAUGAUGGAUCACAUGAUCUCAUUGGUACAUUCCAAACAACCAUGACCAAACUAAAAGAAGCUUCCAGAAACUCACCUGUUGAGUAUGAAUGUGUAAAUGAAAAAAAGAAGCAAAAGAAAAAAAGCUAUAAGAAUUCAGGAGUUAUCAGUGUGAAGCACUGUGAGAUUACAGUGGAAUGCACAUUCCUUGACUAUAUCAUGGGAGGAUGUCAGCUGAAUUUUACUGUGGGAGUGGAUUUCACUGGCUCCAAUGGUGACCCCAGGUCUCCAGACUCCCUUCAUUACAUCAGUCCCAACGGUGUUAAUGAGUAUCUGACUGCCAUCUGGUCUGUGGGACUGGUUAUUCAAGAUUAUGAUGCUGAUAAGCUGUUUCCAGCUUUUGGUUUUGGAGCUCAGAUACCUCCUCAGUGGCAGGUAUCUCAUGAAUUUCCAAUGAACUUUAAUUCAUCUAAUCCCUACUGUAAUGGAGUCCAAGGCAUUGUAGAGGCAUACCGGGCCUGUCUUCCUCAGAUAAAGCUCUAUGGACCAACUAACUUUUCUCCAAUCAUAAAUCAUGUGGCCAGGUUUGCAGCAGCAGCCACACAGCAGCAGACUGCUUCUCAAUAUUUUGUGCUCUUGAUCAUCACUGAUGGCGUGAUCACAGACCUUGACGAAACCAGACAAGCCAUUGUUAAUGCUGCCAAGCUCCCCAUGUCCAUCAUCAUCGUUGGAGUUGGAGGAGCUGACUUCAGCGCCAUGGAGUUUCUGGAUGGCGAUGGAGGAGGUCUCCGCUCCCCAAGGGGCGAGGUGGCCAUCAGAGAUAUUGUCCAGUUUGUGCCUUUCAGACAGUUCCAGAAUGCUCCGAAAGAAGCGCUUGCUCAGUGUGUCUUGGCGGAGGUUCCCCAGCAGGUGGUGGGCUACUUCAAUACAUACAAGCUCCUUCCUCCCAGGAACCCAGCUACGAAAUGAAAAGAGCUGUUACCACUUCAACAGAAUUCUACGCUGCCAGGAAACAAUACCAUCUCUUACAUAAAAUCAUGUACCUGUCAUUUUUUUGUACAUUUCACCCCCUGUGUUUAUGAUGUAAACCUGGUUCUUUGUGGCUUUUAUAACUGUUUAAAGCAUAGUGUUUUGAGGAAUACAGUGCCAAACCCAUCUUCGCCAAUCAAUGCAGUGAUUGCUAGUAAUUUACAGUAAUUGCAGUGAGGUGGUUUGGAUUAGAACACAGUGUAGGGAAAACUGAAUUUCAUUUGCUUUUAUAUGAUGAAAAUGCCAUUUUUACAUGUUUGUCAGAAAGAAUGAAAAAUUGUUCAGAUGAAGUAUUUUGCAGGUUGCUAUACUUUGUAUGGAGUAAAUAUUUUAGAAGCUAAUGCCCAUACUAUUGAUUGAGAAAGCUUCUUGUUAGAUAAUAUUGAAUUUGUUCUUAAAACUCUGUAUUCAACCUUUUCCUUGGAGUAAAAAGUACCUUGACUUGGCACCUGGUUUUUUCUGUGUAUGCAGUUUGAAUGCUGCACAGUUACAAAGCAUCUUGUACUCAUAUGGGAUUUGUUGAAAGGGAAAGAUAAUUACUCAGUUUUUAAAAUAUAUAAUCAACAAGUAAAGAAGAAUCUGUGUAAGUAUGCCAUGUUUGUUUUUCUUUCUAAAUUUUUUAUUUUUUUGUGGAAUACUGUAAACAUGGUCAGAAUUGGCCUUUCUUUUCAUUUACUGAAUGUAAUACUCAAGAUUCUGUAGAUUCAUAGAUUGUAGGUGCAUAGAUUGUCUCAGAUUCUACCUUACUAGUUUAUUUUAACUGAGGUUUACUAAAAUGCUUAGGAUUGCUUUGUCCAGGGAUAUUAUGAGGACCAAACAUAUAAGGUAAAAAUUCAUAGCUCCAUUUUCUCUAAUAAAUGACUUUACCUAUUUUUUUAAA